Molecule: messenger RNA, 3640 nt
Organism: Abrus precatorius (Indian licorice)
Lineage: Eukaryota; Viridiplantae; Streptophyta; Magnoliopsida; Fabales; Fabaceae
Product: nitrate regulatory gene2 protein-like
Exons: 6
Coding region: 775-3111 (778 amino acids)
Source: RefSeq, a predicted model, not a curated record
AUGUUUCUUUUGCAUGGUCGAAGCCAUGGGGUGAAUGAGUUUCAUUACUCUCUCUCUCUCUCUCUCUCUCUUUCUCUCUCUACUCUGAAAAUUCCUUUCUUUUUUCCAAAUCCAAUUUCUGUCAUUGAUUCUCUUAUAUGGGUCAUCGCUGAAAUCCAAGUUCCUAGUGUGCAGCUUUGGUUCACUGCACCCUUGUUCGGUACCCACCAAAAUUUCCAUCUUUUUCCAAAUUCCAUUAUUCUUUUUUGGUGGUUCACUUUGAUUUUUGCUUUUUGGGUACCCUCCUUGUUCAUGCUAUAUCAACUGUGAAGAGCCUUUGAUCCAACUUCUUUUUCCUUCUCUAAUUACUGAAAAAAAAAAAUCCCACUUUCUAUAACCGAUUUUGCAGUUGGGUUGUCUAUCCCUUCCUUGAAAUUUGCCUCCGUUGCUUUAUGCAUCUCACGCACUCUCUGUGCCUUGCAUUGGGUUUUGGACACUCUCUUUUGGCUUUUAGUUUCAACUUUCUACUACCCUACUUCAUGUUGCUUUCUCUUUGUAUAGUGGAUGCUCUUUUUCUUUGAGUUUUUGAAGUUUGAGCUGGUUUUCCUUCAGCAAUUGUUGGUGUUUUUUGAUGUAGUGAUGAUUCCACUAACAAUACUGUUUUCCUCAGAUCAGAUGCACUUUUCUUUGCUUGCGUGUCCACAUGAAAAUUGAUGGUGACAUUUCACAAUAGAACUCAAGGUUGAGAAUUUCCAUAAAGGGAAAGCCAAACUUAAGUAAGUUAGAUUCGGGAUAAUGGGGGCCUCAAACUCCAAAAUGGAGGAUGAUAAGGCACUGCAAUUGUGCCGUGAAAGGAAGAAGUUUGUAAGGCAAGCACUUGAUGGGCGUUGCUCACUAGCAGCUGCUCAUGUUUCAUAUAUCCAAUCACUGAAGAAUACAGGAACAGCUUUGAGAAAAUUCACAGAACCUGAAGCACCAAUUGAUCCUUCUUUAUACACCUCCACUAAUGCAACACCAGAGCAACCACCGCCACUUGCUUUAACUGAAAAGAACCUCUCAUUCUCUUCACCGUCUGUGUCACGAUCACAACACAUAGAUGCAGCUGAACCUGAAACCUUCUCUCUAACUCCCUCUCCUUCUAGUUCUAGUAAGUUCCAAGCAAAUCAUAUGAGACUUAGCACUAUUUCUUCUAAGAAAAUUGAAGAAAAACCACCAGUACCUGUUAUAGCAACAGUAACAUCAUCAGGCACUGUCCCACAGAAUGACACUGUAAUGUCUGAAACAGCUGCAUUUGAAGAUUCUUCUAUUCCAGCUGGAACUCCACAAUGGGAUUUCUUUGGCCUUUUUCAUCCUAUUGAUCAUCAAUUUUCUUUUCAAGAAAGUAAGGGCAUGCCACAAGAUAUAGGGAAUGGUGAUGAUAUAAAAAGACUAAGAGAGGAGGAAGGGAUUCCUGAGUUAGAAGAUGACGAAGAGAAGGCUUCAUCUCACGGAAGGGAACAAUCUAGGGACUCUGAAGAUGAAUUUGAUGAAGAGCCUAAUGCAGAAACUCUAGUCCAAAGAUUUGAAAAUCUGAAUAGAGCCAAUAACCAUGUUCAAGUAAAUGUUUCACCUCCUACAACUAGGCCUCUGAAAGGAGAUUCAGCUUCUGAAGUUGAAUUAGUAAAUGGAGAGAAGGGGAAGUCUCCUAAUUUAUCUUCAUUAAAGACAGAACCUGUGGCAGCUUUGCCUCCACCUGAAACAAACAAAUCAAUGGAGAAAGAAAAUCAUAGUGAAAACAAAGUUGCUCCUAAGAAUUUCUUUUCAAGCAUGAGAGAUGUUGAAGGUCUCUUUAUUAAAGCUUCAGAAUCUGGUAAAGAGGUUCCAAGGAUGCUUGAAGCAAAUAAAUUUCACUUUCGUCCAAUAUUCCCUGGAAAAGAAAAAGGUUCUGUGGUAUCCUUGUUUUUGAAGGCCUGUUUCUCAUGUGGGGAAGACCCAAGCCAAGUUCCAGAAGAACCUGCUCAAAACACGGUGAAGUACUUAACUUGGCAUAGGACAGCAUCUUCCCGAUCGUCCUCAUCCAGAAACCCUUUGGGAGCGAACACAAUAGACAAUGCUGAGGACCAUACAAAUAAUCUCUUUGAUAAUUCUUGUAUGAUCUCUGGAAGCCAUGCGUCAACCUUGGAUAGGCUAUACGCUUGGGAAAGGAAACUCUAUGAUGAAGUGAAGGCUAGUGAGAUUGUCAGAAAGGAAUAUGACAUGAAGUGUAAAAUCUUAAGGCAACUGGAAUCAAAAGAACAAAAGACCUCAGCAGUUGAUAAAACUCGUGCCACAGUCAAGGAUCUGCACUCAAGAAUCAGAGUUGCAAUUCACAGGAUAGACUCUAUAUCAAAGAGGAUUGAGGAGUUACGGGACAAAGAACUUCAGCCACAACUUGAGGAGUUGAUUGACGGGUUGAAUCGAAUGUGGGAAGUGAUGUAUGAUUGUCACAGACAUCAAUUUCAGAUCAUGUCAGCGGCAUAUAAUGAUAGCCAUGCUAGAAUCUCCAUGCAUUCUGAAUUACGUCGGCAGAUUACUGCCUAUCUUGAAAAUGAACUGCACUCUCUUUCAUCAAGCUUUACCAAGUGGAUUGAAGCUCAGAAAUCCUAUCUGGAGGCUAUAAAUGGAUGGCUUCACAAAUGUGUUCAUCUCCAACAAAAAUCAUCUAAGAGAAAAAGGAGACCACAAACUGAACUUAGACAUUGUGGCCCUCCAAUAUAUGCCACCUGUGAGUUCUGGUUGAAAAAUCUUAGUACAUUACCUGUAAAGGAUGUUGUGGAUUCUAUGAAGAGUUUAGCGGCUGAUACCGCUCGGUUCUUACCACGCCAAGACAAGAACCAAGAAAAAGGUGCUCAUCCUCCUAUGUCAAUGUGGAAGCCUGAUAUUGGUGGUGAAUCAGCAGAUGGUUUAUUGAGAGAUGACAUCUCAGAGGACUGGAUUUCAGGUUUUGAUAGAUUUCGAGAAAGCUUGAUUCGAUUUCUUCGUCAAUUAAAUGUUUUGUCUAGUUGUUCUGUCAAAAUGUACACAGAACUUAGACAAGUCAUUCAGGAUGCUAAGAAAAAUUACCAUAGACUGAAUUCUCAGUCUCAAAAUGGUCAUUUGAAUCCUCGAUCUUAAGAUGGUCAUUAGAAUUCUGAGUCUUAAGAUCCAUCAUAGACUCAUAGUCACAACCUCCAGUGGUUUAGGCUGAAAAUAAACAUCCAAAAGAAUAAGAGAAGAAUUGCAUGAAACAUUGUGGAGUUGCAGAGUUAUAUCUUUUUGUUGAGCACACUAGUCCAUUAGAUGGAGCAUUUGUACAUGAUAGGAUGUAAUAAAGUCAUUACUGAUUGUCAUACUUAUUUGUUAAUUUAGUCCUUUUAAGAAUAUAAGGGGUUGUUUGAUUUCAGGAAACUUUUUUAUUUCUAAUUAUAAAAAUGUCACAUUGUUUCUGUUAUAUUUUUAGUUUUCUCUGUUUCCUGUAAGUAAUUUUUGAAAAUAGAAAACAUAAUGCAAAUAAAGUGACAAUUUUAUAAUUAAAAGUAAAAACAAAAACAGUUCUAAAACCAAACAAUCCCUUAGGGAGCUGAAGUACCAGGUUCUGAUGAUGAAGAAAUUUGGGUGUAAAUUUUUGCAAGCAAAGGGUUAAUGGAACACCUUGUCAUUUUUC